Molecule: messenger RNA, 1004 nt
Organism: Colletotrichum navitas
Lineage: Eukaryota; Fungi; Ascomycota; Sordariomycetes; Glomerellales; Glomerellaceae
Exons: 1
Coding region: 282-854 (190 amino acids)
Source: RefSeq, a predicted model, not a curated record
AACGACAGCUUCCAUCACUUGUCACCCACAGCCAUGUGCGAGUGGUACCGCCGCAACUAUGCCUGCGGGCACCACUUCACGGGCGCCUCCGAGUGGUGCUACCGAUACAGCCAGACGCAGAAACGCUGCAAGGUCGUCGUGACCCAGGUCGACUACGACUCGUCCGUGUGCAAGAGCUGUAUGAAGAAGAGCGCCAAAACACAAGUGCCCUGGGAGCACAUGAUUGACCGCUCCAAAUUCGACCCGAACCGAGACGAGUGAGACGUCCAAAGAAGACAAAAAUGAUGAUCAAAAAAAAAAUUCACAACCAAAAGACGCUUCGAAUGGCGCGGGUGCCCUGGGGGCACAUGGUCAACGGCUCCGAACUCGAACCCAGAAGACCGAUGACGAGACAGAUGCCGAAAACGAAGAAAGAAAAAAGGGGCCACGGAACGCGGCUCACUGAACUGAAUACUCCCCGGACGGCGCGGAUACGAUGGAGCGCGGCGGUUCUCGCAAGGUGUCGCGAUGAACGGGACAGGUGGGCGGUAAUUGGGACUGGUGUAUCGGCGACUUGCUUAUCAGAGCACAUGGACGGGAGUGGCGCUCCUUUAUACCCAUUUGAUUUUGGAACCGGCGUAUGUUUCCCGGACGGAUGUUACACCUGGAGUUUUAGCUCCUCACAAAAAAGGCGGUUGAUGCUACGCAUCAGAUAUGAAUGCUGUUUGGUUAGAUUUCGUACCAAUAAUGGCCGCGUUGGGCUUUGUCACAUUGCUCUCCCGUUUUACCUCGUGCCCACCGCGCUCAAGCUGCCAGCAGCUACCCGGAACGAUGAGUCCCGGAUCGCAUUGGGCCUCAACCCGAAGUCGUAUUGAGCCGUAUAGGUGGCAAUACGGGGGCGGUACUUCUCGGGUAACAUGAAAGCCGGCACACUGACUGCAACAAGCUAGAGCAAGAGACCAACAACAACGACGUAGUCUCAGUGCCUAGACGAAUCGAAUCGAAAGGCAGGAUGGCCUAUUGGG